Callorhinus ursinus (northern fur seal) is the source of this 5071-nucleotide messenger RNA. RefSeq names its product RNA binding motif protein 19 (gene RBM19). The record is from RefSeq and is a predicted model, not a curated record. Lineage: Eukaryota; Metazoa; Chordata; Mammalia; Carnivora; Otariidae. Gene Ontology annotation, molecular function: mRNA binding. Gene Ontology annotation, cellular component: nucleolus.
CUUGUUCCGGCUCGCCAAAGAUGGCGGCCCCCAGAGCGGGAGCGUGGAAGUUGUUGGUGAAAGACGGUGUCCACCCGCGCUGGAAUUGAAACUGUGGGGACUGUGCGCCAUGUCGCGACUGAUCGUGAAAAACCUCCCGAAUGGGAUGAAGGAGGAGCGUUUCAGGCAGCUGUUUGCCAACUUUGGCACCCUGACGGACUGCAGUCUGAAGUUCACCAAAGAUGGCAAGUUCCGUAAGUUUGGCUUCAUCGGCUUCAAGUCAGAGGAGGAGGCCCGGAUGGCCCUGAACCAUUUCAACAAGAGUUUUAUCGACACAUCCCGGAUCACGGUGGAGUUCUGCAAGUCGUUUGGGGACCCAACAAAGCCCCGAGCCUGGAGCAGACACACUCAGCAAAUAAGCCAGGCUAAGAAUCCUUCAAAAGACAAAGACUCCGUCCCCACAGAACCCAAGAAAGAUGACAGGACGAAAAAGGUAGCAAGUGAACUGGAGAAGCUGAAGGAAGACACCGAGUUCCAGGAGUUCCUGUCCGUGCACCAGAAGCGGACGCAGACAGCCACGUGGGCCAAUGAUGCCCUGGACGCCGAGCCCUCGAAAGGGAAGAGCAAGGCCACCAGUGACUACCUGAACUUCGACUCCGACUCUGGGCAGGAGAGCGACGAGGAGGGUGCUGGCCAGGACCCAGAAGAGGAGGAUGGCCUCGAGCCCAGGGCGGCCGUGCAGAGGGAGCUGUCGGACAUGGAUUACCUGAAGUCCAAGAUGGUGAAGUCCGAGUCGCCGUUGUCCUCGGAGGAGGAGGAGAGUGAAGACGAAGCUGUGAGCUGUGGGGACGGGAGUGGGGCCGAGGAGGAGGCCCCCAGCCCCGCGCCCGCCCAGCAGGACAGAGGGAGGCCGGGGGCCGGCCCGGAGCAGGGCGCCUCAUCCGGGAACGAGACACCGGGGGCGGCCAGAGCUGAGGCAGACAAACCGGCAAACCAGAAGGAACCCACCACCCCCUACACUGUGAAGCUGCGGGGAGCCCCAUUCAGUGUCACGGAGAAGAACGUUAUGGAAUUCCUGGCGCCCCUGAGACCAGUGGCCAUUCGGAUAGUGAGAAAUGCUCACGGGAACAAAACAGGGUACAUCUUUGUGGACUUCAGCAGCGAAGAGGAAGUCAAGCAAGCUCUGAAAUGCAACAGGGAGUACAUGGGUGGGCGCUACAUUGAGGUAUUCAGGGAAAAAAACAUCCCUACGGCCAAGGGGCCCCUGAAGAGUAGUGCCAAGCCCUGGCAAGGCCGGACCCUCGGGGAGAAUGAAGAGGAGGAGGACGUGGCCGACUCCGGGAGGCUCUUCAUACGAAACCUGCCCUACACCAGCACCGAGGAGGACCUGGAGCAGCUCUUCUCCAAGUUUGGUCCUCUGUCUGAGCUUCAUUACCCGAUUGACAGCCUGACCAAGAAACCCAAGGGCUUUGCCUUCGUCACCUUCAUGUUCCCUGAGCACGCCGUGAGGGCCUACGCAGAAGUGGACGGGCAGGUGUUCCAGGGCAGAAUGCUCCACGUGUUACCAUCCACCAUCAAGAAGGAAGCCAGCGAGGAUGCGGACACCCCAGGAUCAUCGUCCUAUAAGAAGAAGAAAGAAUCUAAAGACAAAGCCAACAGCUCCAGCUCUCACAACUGGAACACGCUGUUCAUGGGCCCAAACGCCGUGGCGGAUGCCAUUGCACAAAAGUACAGCACCACCAAGAGUCAAGUGUUUGACCACGAGACCAAGGGCAGCGUGGCUGUGCGCGUGGCCCUGGGGGAGACCCAGCUCGUCCAGGAAGUGCGGCGCUUCCUCCUCGACAACGGGGUCAGUCUGGACUCCUUCAGCCAGGCGGCGGCCGAGCGAAGCAAGACCGUGAUCCUGGUGAAGAACCUCCCGGCGGGCACCCUGGCGGCGGAGCUGCAGGAGACCUUCGGCCGCUUCGGCAGCCUGGGCCGCGUGCUGUUGCCGGAGGGCGGCAUCACCGCCAUCGUGGAGUUCGUGGAGGCCCUGGAGGCCCGCAAGGCCUUCAGACAUCUGGCCUACUCCAAGUUUCACCACGCCCCCCUGUACCUGGAGUGGGCUCCAGUGGGCAUCUUCUCCAGCUCAGCCCCGCAGAUGAAGGAACCCCGAGAUCCCCCAGCAGGACCUGCAGAAGAGGACAGGGCGGAAGAAGAAACCUUGCCAGACAACGAGACUCCAGGAGGUGAAAAGCCAACAGAGGGAGGAGCUGCGGACUCUCCAGAGGAAGAGGAGGAGGAGAGCCUCCCCGGGUGUACUCUGUUUAUUAAAAACCUCAGCUUCAGCACGACGGAGGAGACCCUGAAGGGAGUGUUUUCCAAAGUGGGGACAGUGAAGAGCUGCUCUAUUUCCAAGAAGAAGAACAAAGCAGGAGCGAUGCUCUCCAUGGGAUUUGGAUUCGUGGAAUACAGGAAGCCAGAGCAAGCCAAGAAGGCUCUCAAGCAGCUCCAGGGUCACGUCGUGGACAGCCACAAGCUGGAAGUGAGGAUCUCCGAACGAGCCACCGAGCCAGCUCUGACAUCCACUCGGAAGAAACAAGUUCCCAGAAAGCAGACAACGUCAAAGAUUCUGGUGCGCAACAUCCCGUUCCAGGCUGACAGCCGGGAGAUCCGUGAGCUCUUCAGCACCUUCGGGGAGCUGAAGACCGUCCGCUUGCCGAAGAAGAUGACCGGAACAGGCACACACAGAGGGUUCGGCUUCGUGGACUUCCUCACGAAGCAGGACGCGAAGAGAGCCUUCCACGCGCUGUGUCACAGCACCCACCUGUACGGCCGGAGACUGGUCCUGGAGUGGGCCGACUCGGAGGUGAGCCUGCAGGCCCUGCGGCGGAAGACGGCCGAGCACUUCCACGAGCCCCCGAAGAAAAAGCGGUCUGUGGUGUUGGACGAGAUCCUGGAGCAUCUGGAAGACAGUGAAAACGACAGUGAGGAGCAAACCCUUCAGCUGCGAGCUGGCACCGAGAGGGGCUGCUAGCUGGAGUUCCCACCUACGGCCAUCUGCAGGAGUGCUCACAGCUGGGGACCUGGCCUCUGUCCUGCCCCAGGGGGCUUCGAGCCCUGGUUUGACUAGCAGGGGCUGACCCCAGGGCUGGGGAAGCCACCGAGCCGUUCACGAAGCUCAGAUGCCAGCCGGUCGAGCCUAAGAUGCAUCUCUGAUGGCGGGUACCCCCUGCUCAUGGGUGGAGGACUCUGUGAAAUGCAUCCCAGCCCCGUCGAAAGGCUUAUCCCAGGCUUGGGGCACCCGAGUGCACACACCUACUCCAGCCUGCAAAUAACAGCCUCCCCCAGGGGGAGAGCCAGGAGGCAGGCUGGUGGGGAGGAAGGAGCCGCUCGAUCCUCUGACCUGGGUCUGAAUCCCAGCCUCACCGUUCCCAGCUCUGCAGCCUCAGACCAGUGAGGUCCCCUCUGACCCUCAACUCCUCUUCCUGUCCAGUGGGGGUGGUAUUGUGCCUUCCUGGUGUGUGACUGUCUCAGUCAAUCCAAGUAAAGCCCAGAGGAAAUGCCCAUCAGCACUUCUGUUUCCUUCUUAAUUUGGGACCUCUGGCUGGGGCUCCAGGUGAGAGUCCCGGAACCUUCUGACUUUGCAUAGAACUUGGUCUGUGUGUUUUGGUGGAAGGAGGUUCCAAUCUUCAUCCAGUUUGCAGAGUGGCCUGGAACCCCAGCAAAGUUCCACGGGGCAGGUGCUUCCUAGUCAGUCCUACCUCCUCCCUGGGAAGGAACAGAGACAAAAGGCCACACCCAGAGUGGCUCGCUCCCCGGCUUCUACAGGCUGUACCCACAGACAUCAGGUGUGAGCACCGCAUGUAGGUGGGGGCUGUACGGCGGGGUCAGUGUCAAACCUCACCCAGGCCAGCCCCUCAGGUCACCAGGUCCCUCAGUUGCCAUGGGUCUUGGGUGUGACUGGGGCCCCCACCCCUUUCUUCCCCACCGCUCGUCCUGUUCAUGGGUCUAUCUGGUUGAACAUGCAGUCUGUAUCCACAUUGCCACACCCACCAGAGCCAGGCCGCUGGUGGGGGUGUAGUCACCCCACUGGAAGUCAUCAGACCCGUGAGCCUGGCACACAAGGGGGCUUCAUUGGCACCCACUUAACUGACUCGGAUGACAGUACUCGAACGUUCCCAGGGCAGGAUCCGCCAACUGCUGCAGCCUGGUAUUGGGUGCCAAGCGCAGGCUCUCCAGCCUGGGAGACUGGGUCCCCUUCCCUCCUUCCUGCCCCACCUGGCCUCUCUGCCCCCCACCCUGGGGGCUCACUGUCUGGAGAUCUUAGGGUGCCCCAUCACCCCCGCUUCAUGCCACCAAGGACGUCCAUGGUGUACGCCACCCUCAUCUCCCUUCCCCUAACCAAGGAGCACUGCACUCUCCACAAGUAGCCGGAGGGAUCCAGCUGGUUCCAUGCACUGGAUUAUGGAAGUCAUAGCUUAAAACCCUUCAGGGUCCCCCACACACUUGGAAUUAAGUCACGCUCCUCACCCAGUAAGAAGGCCCUGCCACUCGUCCCUCCCUUACUUUGUGCUGGCCUUUCCAGUGCACUCCCACCCCAGGGCCUUUGCACUUGCUCUUCCCUCUGCCUGGGACCCCCUUCCCCCACAUCUUUCCUGACUGUCUUUUUUUUUAGUCUCCCCUUGAGAUCUUAGUUUAAAUUCUCCUUCCUCACUCAGAGACAGUCCCUUACCACUUUAUCAGAAGUAGCUACACUCUGCUUCUCUCCCGUGCCCGGACCUGCGCCCACACCCCUGUCUCAGACGUCCCUACCCCUGUUCCUUUCAGUCACAGCACUUAGUGCAGGGAGCGGCCCGAGCCCUGUCCUUCCCCUUUGAAAAUGACUGCCACCUUGAAUGGCCAGGAGGUACUCACACAAUCGUAAUUCUAUAUAGGAACCACCACCGUUGUGAUGAUUCUGGAAGAAGGUAAAGCACGGCUAGGUAAUGGUCAGGUGAAGCUAGGUAAAGUACACUGGGGCAGAGGAGGGAUACCACCUCUCCACCCUGGAGGAAGGGGAGCCGCCUGGAAGCUGCAGAGGGGAGCUUGUGGGGAGGAGUUAGAAGUGACA